UAGCUGAUUGGUUAAUCAUUGUUUUUAUGGUCGAUAAAGUGAUAGGUUCGCAUCAAGAAUUUUGCUAUUGUUGCUUUGGACGUUAAAUCAGUUUUAAUGUUGUAAAUCCAUUCAUAAAACAGAAUACUUUGGAAUAAACUAUGUGAAUUUAAGCAUUUUAAGCAGCUAUUUUGGGUUUUUUAAUACGUGGAUUGAAAGCAUUCAAAUAAUUCAAUUGAAAUAUUCAAUUUCGGGAUCUUCUACAUAUUUUUAUAUCAAUUGUAAGGCUCGAAUAUUGUGAAGUAAAAAUGGCUUUAACCAGUUGUUGUUGCUGCAUCAGUUUAAGAACUGGUGGUUUGAUAUUAGCGGUGCUCGGAGCUAUCGGUGGAUUGUUUGCGUUCAUUAAAGGUUGUGCAACAGAAGAUUGGAAUACAAUUCUUCAGGGUGUCGGUUGUGUCGCUUACUGCUUAUGCAUAUAUGCUAUUGUUAAGGAAAAAGCUGACCUCAUGCUACCCGCCUUGAUUUGGUCAAUAAUAAUUGGUCCGAUUCUCGCGAUCAUUGGUGAAAUUAUUUUGAUCAUGGCCUAUUUAGCACUUAAAAAACUUGCAGCGGAUCAUAAGCUAAGCCCCGAAGAAGAACAAGUUUUCAAAAAUCUUGACGCUAUCAUAGUUCCUUUCUGUAUUUUAUCUUCAUUAAUUGAGGCUCUUUCUUUCUACUUCUGUUGCGUUCUUUAUGCCUUGUACAAAGAAUACAAGGGCACCAGCAGGAAUGUUGUUUAGGCCACAUAUUCAGUCGACUUAUAAUUUUAAACUAAACCAAAUUGUUCAGAUUAUGAUUUAUUUGAAAAGUGUUCAUAAAAUAUAGACCAUUCAUUUGGUACAAAAACAAACAAUUUAUGAUC
This is a messenger RNA of Sitodiplosis mosellana (orange wheat blossom midge), 880 nucleotides long. RefSeq lists its product as uncharacterized. The record is from RefSeq and is a predicted model, not a curated record. The transcript is spliced from 4 exons. Bases 288 to 758 code for a protein of 156 amino acids. Lineage: Eukaryota; Metazoa; Arthropoda; Insecta; Diptera; Cecidomyiidae.